Molecule: messenger RNA, 3621 nt
Organism: Stegodyphus dumicola
Lineage: Eukaryota; Metazoa; Arthropoda; Arachnida; Araneae; Eresidae
Source: RefSeq, a predicted model, not a curated record
UUCAUAUUGAACUGAGCUUCAAAGUCUGUAUUAUACCUUUUCCCAUGGAAGAAAUGAGUUGAACUGUAUUUUGGAAAAUGAGUUGGCUUGAAAGCUACAUUGAUCAGUCUGUUACUUUCACUUCUUGGAGAAAGGUUGAAGCAAAAAUGUGUCAAGUUCUAAAACAAAAUCUUGAAAAAAAAUUAAUGGAUCCAGUCAAUCGCCAAAUAUUAUUCCAAAUUUUAGGUGAUGAUUUUGUGAGCAAAUAUUUCUCAAGCUAUACCAGCAGUCCUGCUAUUCUGGAUAAUAUAAGAACUGAAGAAAAAGAGAAGAAGAUUAAAGAAAUGAAAACCUUUGUUUCAUCUGUCAUUGAUGGUACUUUAGCACCAAAGGGACCUAAAAGUGAUAUUAAAAUUCAGUCUGAUCUUGCAGCAUUUUCUCAAGAUGUGCAAAAUGUAAUUGAUUCUGAUUUUCAAGAGCAGUUAUCAGAAGGAAAAUCAAAGAGAAAACAAAAAGGGGAUUUACAUGAAAAAUAUUUGUCUGAACUUCUCUCUGCUGAUCCUGAUGUAAUUGAAAGUCUGAUGCCUGAACUUCGUAGUCAAGUUGUUGUGUUAUCGGAUUACUUGAGGGCUUCAAUUUGGCCAGCUUGCAUUUCAUAUAAGGAAAAGCCAAAACAAAAAAAAAAUUCUCAAAAAAUUCAUGAUAGGUUUGUUCAGCUGUACAUCAAACAGCACUUGUCUCAGGAAUUUUCAAAGGAUUCAAGAACCAUAUCUUCAACAGUGACAAAGAUUUAUAAAGAAACAAAAGGACUAAAAACUUUGGAUUCAGAAAAUAAUAUUUCUUCAACUGUUGCUAUUUUGAGUGUUUGUGAUACAUAUGGCAAGAAGUUUCAGCCUUAUUAUGUAUUUUAUGCUGCUGUUUUGCAACAUGUUUUUUUGAAAAGUAACCAGAGAACUUCAGAUCAGGAGUUUGGUUAUGCUGCUAUGAUGUUGGAAAAAAUUUUGAGACUGUGUGCUGUUACAAAUGAGCGUUCAAAUAAAAUUGUUAAUAAAGUAAUCCAGAUCCUUACAGAUUCUGAUAAAGAGUUAGUGAACCAUAUUAAACAACAUUUAAGUUCAAACUUGGAUGGAAAAACUGGCUCAUCAACAGAAAAAAAUAUUUCAAGUUCUGGAUCAUCACAAGCAUCAGACUUACGUGAUAGCAUAACAUUUUAUCUUAAUAAGUGGAUAACAGAUGCAUUUUCGAGUGUAUUAAAAGCAAACUGUCUGUUUCUAGUUUGGGACCAAUUGUUUUUAAAUAAAUGGGAAAAUAAAAUUUUCCAAGAUGUGUGCUUAUCUUUAAUGGGCCUAUUAAAGCCAUGGUUUAUGCUCUCAAAAAGUAAAAGUGAUAUCGAGAAGGUGUUUUUGGAAGAACCAAGUUACUUGUAUAUGCUUGAUGUCCGUAGUGCUCUGUCCUUCAUUCAAAAAAAGGUUAAUUUUUCUGAAAUUCCAUCGGUGAAUAGAAAUAUAAAAUAUUGGAAACAGGAACCAGUAAAAUCACCCAGUCCAGUUCAACCUCCACCUCCUCCACCAGUGGUACCCGUGCCUGCAAGAGCAUCAACACCACCUCCAAAACCUGUGCCAUCUCUUCCCAAGUUCAUUCCUUGGGUACCUUAUAACAAGGAAAAAAUAAAGGAUACUGCUUUGGUUAAAAGCAAAGUUGAUAUGCCGUUUGAUCUGUAUAUUGACUCUGUACGCUUUGUUCCAGAUUAUGCCACUGUUGUUAAAGUCACUGGUAAAGUACUGAAUAUCUAUUUGGGACAAAAAAACAAAUCCAUAAAAUUUCAAGGAAUUCCAGAAAUGGGAUCUUAUUGGCGUCAUCCAAAAUUCAAGUUAAAGCAGACAGUUAAUCGUGAAAGUAUUCCAAUGAAUCCAGAUGUCGUGGUUAUGAUUAGAGUAUACACAUUGGAACAACAUUCUAAACAGAAUUAUGUUUUGGGAUCGUGUUUGUUUGGUCCUUUUUCAAAUAAGCAUGGAAAGCAAGCUACUUUGAGAGUAGGAGGACAUCAAGUGCGUGUUAGGCAUGGAAUACCUGAUCCUGAUUUUACUGUUGAACAUAUGUUAGCUUCUCAUAUGGAUGAUAAUCCUAUAAUACCUGGAGUAACAGUGCUAUUAAGAGUUUUGCCUCAUGGAAAGGAUUAUGCACCUGCUCCAGAAUAUGAAACUAAUUACUAUCGAUCUGAGCUAGCUAAACCUAAUGACUCUGAAAACAAACUGUAUAAACACUAUCAGGAUUCAAAAGACCUUAGUGCAGUGGUGCGGGAUGUGGCAUUGCGACAAUCUGGGCAAGCAUCAGCAAAUGAUGAAACUCUUACUCAAUUGAUGUGGCAGCAGCUUCAGAAAGAAGGAUCUGAUGUUGAAGAUUUUCCUUACCAAAGAUUUGUAAAAUACAGCAUGGAACAUGGAAUUAUGGUUCUCAUUGAUAAGGCUGCUGGCCUUCCGCUUUUCCUCGAAGGUAGAUAUCUUCAGUGUCUUGUACAAAUAUUUCCUGGUGAAGACACAAAAAUUGGAACUGGAAAGAACCAAGUGAUUAAUUUUCUCACUGAAGAACUAGAGUUAGAUAGUCCUCAGAGGGCACCUGAUUGGUCAGAUCAGCCUAAGCGAGUUACUCCUGAAUAUGAUGGCAGAGCCUUUAUACUGAUUUCACUGUAUGGAUUGAGACCAAAGUUUGAUACAUCUUCUGAGAAAGUAUUAGAUAAGGGAGGAAAAGACCCCAAAUUCAACUUGCAACAUGCAGUAGCCUGGGGUAUUGCAACUUGUUUUGACAAGUUAGUGUGAUAAAACUGUGCAUGAUUUUCACAUUUCAAUUUUUAAAUGACAUUUAAGGUUCUUAGAUUUUGGCUUUGGUUUUUAGAUUCUUAUUCAAUCAACUGAUUGAAUAAGAUUGCUGCACAAGAAAAAUUAUCAUUGAUUCUGGACUAUGCAGUUGAAUAGGUUAAUUGCAUGAAGUUUACUUUAUGUGGCAGAAAUAUGAGCCAGUUUUUCGUGGAAGGUUCUGCAUGAAGUUAUAGUACUUAAAGCAGAUAUAUAUCCAGUGCUUUGUUUUAUUGAUUAAUCUAAAUUAGAAUGUUAUUCAUAAUUUUAUGAAGUAUUUAAAAAAAUUAUUCCAUACAAACUGUGCUAUUAAUACCACAUUAUAGUAUACUGAAAUAAGAGGAAAUAUAUUAAGUUUUUUUUUUCAUGUGUCAGAAAUAUUCUAUAUAUAUAUAAUAUAUAUUCUGUAUACGGGAGACAUUUAUUUCUCUGUGACUGAGAUGAUUUACAUUGCUAGGUGAUGUCACAGUUGAAUGAAAACUGUGGUUUCCUUUUUCAGCAAGACAGCUUUUCAACUUGUUGUCAGUGAGGCUGUUAUCAAAAACAUUCAGAAGAGUAUCUUGAUCAAAAUUUGCCACAUAGUUGGGCAGGAGGAUUCUCGAAUUUAGUCCAGUAAAUUUUUUUUAGAUGGUGGGUUUUUUCCCCCUCCCUGUGCCUGCAUUGUUUUGUGUUAUAGAAAUACUUGUAUAUUGUUAUAUAAUGAAAUUUUUUGCUAUAUCAUAAAAUUAGUUGGUUAUGAGUAUGUUAUGACUAUUAGAAAUGCUCCAUGAAAUUAUAAAUAAGCUUCUAU